Messenger RNA from Fonsecaea multimorphosa CBS 102226, 1788 nucleotides. RefSeq lists its product as uncharacterized. The transcript has a single exon. The record is from RefSeq and is a predicted model, not a curated record. Lineage: Eukaryota; Fungi; Ascomycota; Eurotiomycetes; Chaetothyriales; Herpotrichiellaceae. The coding region runs from base 1 to 1788 and encodes 595 amino acids.
AUGGCGCUUCCCGCUCCUUCAUCUCCGCUGUCGUCACCUCCAAGCCAGACCAUACCCAGAGAAGUCUCAACGACACAAAGAGAUGUUCAAUACCGGCCAGCUAAGGGACUUCCUUUUGAGCUAGCGCAAAACGUGCAGACCUACUUUGAAGAGGGACUCUUCACCCAAGCCUUUAGCUUUCUCCUAUCAAUCACCGGCAACAGCGCGUCUCCUCUCGUGCGGCUGGGACCAGUGACAAUCCCACCACCCUCUCAACUCGCUCUUACUGCCACAUUGGUAGUCCACCCGACCAAUACAUCCAGGACCGACUCGCGCGAGAAGUGGAAUCAGGCCAACGCUGGUCUCCGACUACUCAGACUGGUCCACACCCUCGUCGGACCGAUCAAUGCCGAUUUCACUACGGCAUUUUCCUUCCGGAAAUUCGAUUUUCGAUUCUCACGUCGCAGUAAUCACCGUCUCGACGAUGACGAUGACGGCGCAGGAGGCGAAGGCGAUAACACGGCUGGCGAAGGUGAUCUGAAUACUCCCUAUGCCCGCUCGCAGAGUCUUUGGGCUCGCGCCGAAGAUUUCUGGCAACUAGUGGGCUGGGCAUUCAACUGUGCAUGUCAUCGUGGUAGUCAUGCCGAGCGAUGGAGUCACUACCAACUCCUCCUUGAGUUUCUUAUUGACGUGCUAGAAGAAGACUGGCAUCUCCGAAACACGUCAGAGAAUACUUCGGCCGACGAGUCCCUGCUCUGGCAGUAUAUCGAACUUUCCGCCGGUGGCCAUGCACGCGCGAGACGGAUCCUGCGAGCCAUUUUCGCGGAUGGGAGUCAGCGCUCGCUCAGCGAAUUUCGUGAAAUAUUCCCCCAUGAAUUGAAAGGACCCAGGCAGGAAGACGGGAAGAUCAAGAUGCGUGAAGUCGACGUCAAUAUUGACCAGGAUAUCUACGGUGACUACUCGGCGCAGGACGACUUGGACCUUUUCGAUGCUGCCGACGAUGCUGCCGACGAAGUCGCCAGCACUGGCACCGGAGCAAGUGGACGACCUUCAAAGCGCUUGCGGACACGAACACGAACCCCUUCAUUAACGGGACUAAAGUCAAAGUCUAGCGCAGGCAGUCUACGCAGCGCGUAUAGCGCAGACGACGGGGAGGACUCUCCUGGCACCCUGUCCACCAGCAGCCUCGGCGGCCCUUCUUGCCUCUCUCUUCGCCUCCGGUUAUUGAAGUUGCUCACCCACAUCUCCUCUCACUACAAUCUGAUGUCUACUUCGCCGACAACCUUCCCGGACCUGGAAGAGCUCUACACCCUUUUCGUGGAAUUCAUUCGCCCUCUUCCCCUCCCUGUGUUCGCGCACAUCGUCCUUCCCACCCCUUCCAAUCCCCUUGGACCAACAUCCUCGACGUGGUUGUGUGAAGCCCUUCUCCAACGCCUGCUCGAAACGUCCGCUCCGAGCAUCCGGAGCCACGUCUUGCUCUCCGGGAAAAAGCUCGAGCAAGAAUAUCUCCCGUUUGCUGCGUCCAAGAAUAGCGUCGACGCCAAUGCGAGAGUCAGCAUCUUGCUCGAGAGCUUAACCAGAUGUCUCGCGCGGACUGGACAUCUGAAUAAGACAGAGAGUCUAGCGCGCGCGGCCAGAACCGGCGUGGAGAAAAGGGUCGGCCGUAUGGCGGAUUUGGCAGAGAAAAAGGGAGGCAGUAAGAAAAAACUAGGAGACGAAGGCCUCGCGUGGGAAUGGCUCGUUGAGAGUGGGGAGAGGAUCACCCUACUGAUAGACGGUUUGGCGCUGGAGGAACGAAUAAGAGCAUGA